AUGAAGCGUGUUUUCACGCUGUCAGAAAAGUCCUGGUCUGGAUCAUGUUUGCAAUACAUGAAAACAGUAGGAAACUAUCUUGCCGUUGCAGGCCUUGACAAUUUUGUAAAAAUCUUUGAUAGGCAUGGACAGAAGGUUAAUGAGUUGAAUCUCCCUGGGAUUUGCCUAUCUCUUGACUGGGAUAAAGAUGGUGAUAUUGUGGCUGUGAUUGCUGAAAAGUCCAGUUCCAUUUACUUGUGGGAUGCAAAUAUUAACACAAUCUCACAGCUGGACAGUGGCAUGAGAGAUCAGAUGUCCUUUCUGCUCUGGUCUAAAACUGGACCACUAUUGGCUGUUGGCACAUCUAAAGGAAACCUGCUCAUCUACAACCAGCAAACGUCACGCAAGAUUCCUGUUCUGGGUAAGCACACAAAGAAGAACUGUGGCUGUUGGAGCUCUCAGAACCUCCUGGCGUUGGGCAGUGAAGACCGCAGCAUAACAAUCAGCAACCAUGAGGGAGACACCAUUCGACAGACCUCUGUGAGAGCAGAUCUUGCAGAUGUUCAGUUCUCAGUGAUGAAAACUGAGCGAUCAUCUCCAGGAGAAAGCACUGUUAGUGUGGCUUUAGGAAAGAAGACCCUGUUUCUGUUUAAUCUAAAUUACCCCGAUAACCCUAUAGAACUAGCCUUUCAGCAGCGUUACGGCAACAUCAUCUCCUACCGCUGGUAUGGGGAUGGCUAUAUCAUGAUUGGAUUUUCACAUGGCUACUUUGUAGUCAUUUCCACACAUAUCCGUGAAAUUGGCCAAGAGUUGUUUCAAGCCCACAAUCAUAAAGACAGCCUGACCAGCAUCGCCAUCUCACAGUCUCUAAACAAGGCUGCGUCCUGUGGGGACAACUGUAUUAAGAUACAUGACUUGACUGAUCUGAAGGAAAUGUAUGCUAUAGUCACUCUGGAUGAGGAGACCAAAGGCCUUGAUCAGAUGUGUUGGACUGAUGAUGGGCAGUUGUUAGUUGUAUCUUCUCAGCAGGGCACUUUGCAUGUCUUCCUCACCAAGCUGCCAAUAUUGGGAGACAGCAGUGGCACUAGAAUCGCCUUUCUUACAUCCCUGUUGGAGGUUACGGUCGCCAACCAGGUGGAAGGGGAAUCCCCCAUUGCUGUUGCAGUGGAGGUGGAGCCUAGUUUCAUAGCUGUGGGACCAUAUCAUGUUGCUGUGGGCAUGAAUAACAGAGCGUGGUUUUAUGCAUUAGGAGACAGUGGUGUGGAGCGUGUAAAAGACACUGAGUAUUUAGGAACAGUGGCCAGUAUGUCUCUGAACUGUGACUAUGCUGCUGCCUUGUUUGAGGGGAAGAUCCAGCUACACGUGAUUGAUGGAGAUGAGCAGGUUGUUCAGGAGGACAGACAGACGAAACUGUUUCCAGAAUCCGAUCAGAAAUACCGCAUCCUCAGUCAUGCUCUCACCUCUGAGUUUCUGUAUUAUGGGACGGACACUGGCUUGAUUCACUGUUUUUAUUUUGAAGACUGGCAGAGUGUUAAUGAGUAUCGCCACACAGUGGGUGUACGCAAAGUCUUUCCAGACCCCAAUGGAACACGUCUCAUUUUUAUUGAUGAAAAAAGUGACGGCUUCCUAUACUGUCCGGUGAACGAUUCAGUGUUUGAGAUCCCAGACUUCUCUCCUGCUAUUAAAGGGGUAUUGUGGGAAAACUGGAUCAGCAAUAAGGUUGUGUUUGUGGCGUAUGAGGAGGACAAAGUCUACACAUAUGCCUUCCACAAAGACACCAUACAGGGCUCUAAAGUGAUUCUAGUUGGUGCCACUAAGUUGCCAUUUUCUCAUAAGCCUUUGCUGUUGCAUAAUGGGGAGCUGACAUGUCAGACCCAGAAUGGGAAGAUUAAUAGUGUGGUUUUGAACACACAUUCAUUCCUCAACAACCCACACAGUGACACCAGAAAAGACAAACACCAGUCGUUACUGCAACAGGCCAUUAUGCUGAAAAGGUUUUCUGAUUCGUGGAAUAUCUGUAAAGCUCUGUACAGAACUGAGGCAUGGAGUGAGCUGGGAAGGGCAUGUCUGCAUCACAUGGAGGUGGAACUGGCCAUCAGAGUAUACCGCAUGAUGGGAAACGUCGGCAUGGUCAUGUCCCUAGAGGAUAUCAAGGGAAUUGAAGAUCAAAAUUUGCUGGCUGGUCAUUUGGCCAUGUUCUGCAAUGACUACAACCGAGCCCAGGACUUGUAUCUGACUUCUUCUUAUCCUAUGGCAGCUUUGGAGAUGAGAAGGGACCUGCAGCACUGGGACAGUGCGUUACAGCUGGCUAAAAGACUGGACCCUGAUGAGAUCCCAUUUAUUUCUAAAGAAUAUGCCAUACAGCUGGAAUUUGUUGGAGAUUAUACGAAUGCACUGGCUCACUAUGAGAAAGGCAUAACCGGAAACAACAAGUUCCAGGAUCAUGAUGAGAGCUGUCUGGCAGGAGUGGCUCGUAUGUCUAUUCGUAUGAGUGACAUUCGUAGAGGAGCUAACCAGGCCAUCAAACACCCCAGCAGAGCUCUGAAGAAAGACUGUGGAGCCAUUCUGGAAAGCAUGAAGCAAUAUUCUGAAGCGGCUCAGCUGUAUGAGAAAGGCCAGUACUAUGACAAAGCUGCCUCCGUCUACAUACGCUGCAAAAACUGGGCAAAAGUGGGUGAGCUCCUGCCCCAUGUGACUUCCCCAAAGAUUCACCUGCAGUAUGCUAAGGCAAAGGAGGUGGAUGGCAAAUAUAAAGAGGCAGCAAUGGCCUAUGAAAGUGCACGAGACUGGGACAGUGUAAUUCGAAUCCUACUGGGGCAUCUUAACAACCCUGAGGAGGCUGUACGCAUCGUACGAGAAACUCAGUCCAUUGAAGGAGCCAAAGUGGUGGCCAGGUUUUUCCUGCGUUUGAGUGAUUACGGCUCAGCGAUCCAGUUCCUGGUUUUGUCGCGUUGCAGUGAUGAAGCUUUUCAGCUCGCCCAGCAGCAUGGGCAGAUGGAGGUCUACGCUAACAUCAUCGGUUCAGAGGCUACAAUAGAGGACUAUCAGAGCAUAGCGCUGUAUUUUGAGGGGGAGAAGAAUCAUCUUCAGGCUGGGAAGUUCUUUCAGAAGUGUGGACAGUACAGCAGGGCGCUGAAGCACUUUUUGAAAUGUCCUAGCUCUGAUGACAGUUUGGCCAUAGAGAUGGCCAUUGAGUACAGCCGGGGAUCUCUUGCCGAUGCAAAAUAUCUGUUCCGGUUGUACAUGGCUCUCAAGCAGUACAGAGAGGCAGCAAGAACUGCUAUUAUUAUUGCCAGAGAGGAGCAAUCUGCAGGAAACUACAGGAAUGCCCAUGAUGUUUUGUUCAGCAUGUACGCUGAGCUUCAGACACAGCACAUUAAAAUCCCAGCAGAGAUGGCCACAAACCUGAUGAUCCUGCACAGCUACAUACUGGUGAAGAUCAAUGUUAAAAGAGGAGAUCAUUUAAAGGGUGCACGAAUGCUUAUCCGUGUGUCCAAUAACAUCAGCAAAUUCCCAUCCCACAUUGUCCCCAUCCUCACAUCAGCGGUUAUUGAAUGUCAUCGUGCUGGACUAAGGAACUCUGCCUUCAGUUUUGCCUCUAUGCUGAUGAGACCAGAGUAUCGUAACAAGAUUGAUCUCAAAUACAAGAAGAAGAUAGAGGCCAUGGUCCGGCAUCCAGAUACUUCUGAGGUGGAGGAGGAUAGCUCACCCUGUCCCUACUGCGGCUUCAGCCUGCCUGACUGUGAGCUGCUCUGUCCCGGCUGCAAAAACAAUCUGCCCUACUGUAUCGCCACAGGUCAUCACUUGGUCAAGGAGGACUGGUGUGUCUGCCCACACUGUGAUUUCCCUGCUUUCUAUUCGCAGUUCACUCAGCUCUUAGAGACUGAGUCGGUUUGCCCCAUGUGCUCUGAGACUUUAAAUAUCAGUGAGGUGAAAAAAGUUUCAGACUGCUCCAGAUAUCUGCAGCAGGACCAACUGGAGCGCUGAAAUCCAGAGAGCAAGAAAAGAGAAAUGAAAGGAUUUUUCCUGUUUACAGGAUUUUGAGAGGCCAGGACUGAUAUUCUUUUAUUGAAAAUGCAAAAAAUAUUUUUUAUUUAUUUAUCAAUAUUGUAGCAAUUUGCAAUCAUGUUAUAUUAAUCUUAAAAUACAGAAUAAAAAAUAAAAUAUGUAUGAGCUUUUUUGUACAUUGUAAUUGUUUGUACAUGUCUGUA
This is a messenger RNA of Sinocyclocheilus rhinocerous, 4190 nucleotides long. Its product is annotated as WD repeat-containing protein 19-like. NCBI's taxonomy places the organism in Eukaryota, Metazoa, Chordata, Actinopteri, Cypriniformes, Cyprinidae. Gene Ontology annotation, biological process: intraciliary retrograde transport; cilium assembly. The record is from RefSeq and is a predicted model, not a curated record. Gene Ontology annotation, molecular function: protein binding. Gene Ontology annotation, cellular component: intraciliary transport particle A; cilium.